This is a messenger RNA of Sabethes cyaneus, 3603 nucleotides long. RefSeq lists its product as uncharacterized. The transcript has 3 exons. NCBI's taxonomy places the organism in Eukaryota, Metazoa, Arthropoda, Insecta, Diptera, Culicidae. Bases 1 to 3603 code for a protein of 1200 amino acids. Gene Ontology annotation, molecular function: nucleic acid binding; zinc ion binding. The record is from RefSeq and is a predicted model, not a curated record.
AUGGUUGACACACCGAAAGGAAAUACAGUCGAAGAGCAGAAGAUCAUACAGAAGAAGAGAGAAGAAACAAAGCAUAUGGAAGAAAAGUUCAAAGUGUUGGUUCAUCAGAGAGGGGCAGUAAGGGCGAAACUAACACGUGUGAGAAAUGGAUUAGUGCUAGGUGAUGAUGAGCCUAAUAAGAAUAUCGGUAAUGUACACUUUCUCCGGUUGAACUUGAAGACAGUGGAAACAUGCUACGACGAAUUUAACGAACUGCAAAACAAGAUCUACGCGCUACCCCUUUCUGAUGAACGAAGAGCCGAACAAGAAGAUCUAUAUAUUGAUUUCGAGGAAUUACACAAUAAUCUGAUUAUUCGAUUGAACGAGCUGUUGGAAGUUGCAACUACUGGUGCAAUUAAGCCAUUGCUACCGAUAGUCGGUCCAACAGUUUCUGCCCCAGCGCAGCUGUUUUUGCCUCCACUCCAUGCACCCCUCCCAACGUUCGACGGUUCUUAUGAGAAGUGGUACUCAUUCAAGUCUAUGUUCACCACUAUAAUGAACCGUUAUCAACAAGAAGACCCAGCAAUAAAGCUUUUUCACUUGCGUAACGCACUCGUUGGGUCAGCCUCUGGGAUAAUUGAUCAGGAUAUCGUUAAUAGCAACGACUAUGAAGCUGCGUGGCGGUUUCUUACCGACAGAUACGAAGACAGACGUCUUAUCAUGGACAAGCAUAUUGACGCAUUGAACAGCCUUCCAAAGGUGACCAAGGAGAACUCUCUAAGUUUGAGACGGCUUGUAGAUACCUGCACCAAAAAUGUCGAGGCACUCAAGAAUUUGUCGUUGCCAAUCGACGGGCUUGGAGAGCAAAUUUUGUUGAACCAGAUCACUUCGAAAUUGGACAAAACCACACGGAUGGCGUGGGAAAGCCGCCAGAAAAAGGGUGUAUAUCCGAACUAUGGAGCAACCAUCGAGUUCCUGCAAGAGCAGUGUAGAAUAAUGGAGAAAAUAGACAUAAACGUGAAGCCCGUAACUGAAAGUGUUAAAGUGAAACCAAUGAACAAAGGCCACUCACUGAUGGCUACGAACGAACACAAAAAUGAACAUAACUGCAUUAUGUGUAAAGAACACCAUGAACUUUGGAAGUGUGAUCAAUUCAAGUUGCUGAGUUUAAGUGAUAAAUACAGUGCUUUGAGAAAGUGGGGAAGUUGCUUUAACUGCCUGCAAAAAGGCCAUCGUACAAACGGGUGCACAUCAACUCGUAAUUGUCGCGAUUGUGGGAAGCGGCAUCACACAAUGCUGCAUUGCGACAGUUCGUCAAAACCGGCACCGGUAGAGUCUGCAGCAGCUAAGGACAAUGAAUCGCAAACAGUGAAGAAUUCCAAUAAGAAUAUCGAAACUCUCACACCACAAUCAGUCUCCACUUUGUGUAUCAGUGCAGCCGACGAUUUAAAACAGAUAGUUCUUUCGACUGUCGUAGUGAUGGUUCAUAGCGAUAGUAGUGCACUUUUUCCGUGUCGUAUGCUGCUUGAUUCGGCGUCGCAAAUGAAUUUCGUUACAGAACGAUUGGCGAAUUUACUACCACAACGAAAGGAAUCGGUCAAUUAUUUGGUUAGCGGUGUGAACGGUUCAAAAACUCGCCUUAGGAAAAUGAUUCGAGCUACAGUAAAAUCUCGCUGUGGAGAAUUUAAAGCAGAAUUAAAUUUUUUGAUUACCCCGCGAAUUACCGGUGCCGUGCCUGCAAAUUCCUUCGAUAUUUCUGACUGGCCAGUUCCUAAGGGAAUCGAGUGGGCUGAUCCAGCAUUCAACAAACGAGGACGCAUCGAUAUGUUGAUCGGUGCCGAAAUCUUUUGGGACGUUGUGAAAGGUGAUCGAAUGCAUCUCGGUGACAAUCUGCCUGUACUAACAAAAACGGAAUUUGGAUGGAUAGCCGGAGGAGUUCUUGCUGAAGGGUUUCCAGUCAUUGCUCGCUCCCUUUGCCAGGUUGUUUGUGAAGAGCGCCUUGAGGAUUUAUUGAAACGUUUUUACAGUCUAGAAGCGUGUGAUGAAAUACAUACUUCGACACGAGACAGUGAAGAUUGCUUGAAUCAUUUUAAAGAGACUCAUGUGCGUGAUAAAGAUGGUAGAUACUUCGUCCGACACCUCUUCAAUGAACGGAAAAAUGAAUUAGGAGACUCUCGACAAACAGCAACUCGACGAUUUUUGAACUUGGAGCGGCGGCUCAAUAGGCAACCGGAAUUGAAACAACUGUACAUAGAUUUUAUGAAUGAUUAUGAACGGCUUGGCCAUAUGAAGCCAAUUGAGAUCGACGAAAAAGAGGACCCAGGAUCUGUUUUCUAUCUACCGCAUCACGGCGUAUUGAAGCCGACGAAUACGACUACCAAGUUAAGAGUCGUAUUUGACGGAUCUGCAAAGAGCUCAACUGGAGUAUCCAUCAACGACACUUUAGAAGUGGGACCAGUAGUUCAGCGUGAUUUGGCUUCGAUUUUGAUGGACUUCCGAGGAUUUCCGUUUGUUUUUAUAGUUGACAUACCGAUGAUGUUUCGACAAAUCGGUGUACUGUCGCCCGAUAGAAAAUACCAACGCAUACUCUUUAGGAAACAUCAAAAUGAACCAGUGACGGCGUGGGAGCUUCAAACUGUGACCUACGGCUUAGCCACAUCUCCCUUCCAGGCAACGAUGGCCCUGAAUCAAUUGGCUGAAGAUCACCGAAACGAACUUCCAGAAGCUGCGUAUGCCAUCAAAGAGGGAGCAUAUAUGGAUGAUAUUUUGACGGGAGCUUAUACAUUGCCAGACGCUUGUAAGUUGCAACACGAUGUUGAAAUACUCCUCGCCAAGGGCUGUUUCGGUUCGCACAAGUGGUGUUCGAAUGUUGUAGAGUUGAUAAAUAAUGUUCCUGAAGAACUUCGAGGAGUGAGCUUUGAAAUUGCUGAAGACAAUCCGCGUGCAGUUGUCAAAACUUUGGGGGUAGUAUGGAACCCGAUAGAAGACUGGUUUUCUUUCAACGUCGCAGAAGGUGAUUCGGGUGCCAUCACGAAGAGAAAAAUCUUGAGCGAAGUGGCUAAAAUAUUUGAUCCUCUGGGACUAAUCGGACCCGUAAUCACGACAGCAAAGCUAAUACUACGAGAAGUUUCUAUGCUGCAGACGGACUGGGACGACCCCGUUCCGCAAGAUUUACUUCAAGUAUGGCGAUCGUUCCGGAAUGAGCUGGUGCAAUUAAGCGAACUGAGAAGACUUACUGGCAAUUUUGAAUGGCAUCACAUUCCGACAAAUGAAAAUCCUGCUGAUUUCAUAUCGCGCGGCCAGCGCCCUCGGGAUUUACACAAGAACGAUGUUUGGUGGAAGGGGCCACCGAUGCUAACCACGACACCUAUCGGCCUCAGCGAAGAACCUGAAAUUCCCGAUGAAGACUUACCGGAAAUGCGUUUCGGGGUUAGCCUACCAAUCGCGAAUGUAACUAGGAACCGACUGCAGAUUUUUGAGACUGUUCGCCAAUUAUAUAUUAACGAAACGGACUACGAUGUUGAAGGGAACGCCUACAUCAUCCGAACGAGCGCAAGCCUUGCGGUUGAUAGUGCGAUUGAUUCAGCAAGAGACAUUUCAACCAGAGAUUCAAGCUUUGAAUAA